AUGCAUAUCAAUUAUGUGAAUUUUAUUAUUUCGAAAACUCGACCAAUAUUUAAAAGUUUUUAUUUUAUCAAGAAUGAGUUUUGCUCUUUGACCCCCAUCUGUUAUGCAAGGAACAAUAAAACGCCAAAAAUUUCUAAUAAUAAAAAGGAAAUUUCUAAUAAUGACAAUAAAAAGGAAACCGAUGAAAUUUCGAUUAAUGAUGAUAAAAAGGCAUUAACCACAACAGGGAAAAAGCUUCGUAAUUAUUGUAUUUGGACGGAACAAGAUGAACAAAUAUUACUUGAUGCAGUUGAAAAAUAUGGAACCAAAUGGGAUUAUAUUUCUAAAAAUUGUUUUCAAACGAUAAGAACUCCGGGCUCGGUUGAAAAAAAAUGGUAUUUAUUAAAACAAAAAAUUAAAAGAACUUCAUAUCAUAAUCCUUGGACUACUGAAGAAGAUGAAAUAUUGAAAAAAGGGGUAUUGAGAUAUGGUGUUGGUCAAUGGUCAAUAAUUUCAACAUUAUUACCAAGAAGAGAUGAUGCACAAUUAUUUAAUAGAUGGAAUCUUCUUAUAAAAUCUAAACGUGGCAGAUGGUCAGAGGAAGAACACAAAUUGGUUAUUAAAUUAGUCAAUAAAUAUGGAAGAAAUUGGGCUAUAAUUUCCAACUUAAUGAAUCGUCCAAAUAAUUACAUUCAAAAUCAUUAUGAUCAACAUGUCCUUAAUAGCAAAUGGACGAUAGAAGAUAAAAAUUUACUUCAUAAAGCACUUAAAGAACAUGGAGAAAAUUGGGGUGAGAUUAUGAAAUAUUUUCCACGUAGAACAUUAGCAAAUGUUAAAUCACAUUUUAUCACCGCGCCAUCUUGCAAUCCUAAUGUAAAUUGUGGACGUUGGAGUGACAAAGAAAAACAAGCAUUUAUUGAAGCAUACGAAAAGCACGGAAAGAAAUGGAAAUUAGUUUCAGCACAUGUUGGACCAGAUUCUUGGGUAUUUGUUAUUACUCUAUUAGUUCUUUAA
This is a messenger RNA of Diversispora eburnea, 993 nucleotides long. The record is from the annotation of a GenBank genome assembly. Lineage: Eukaryota; Fungi; Glomeromycota; Glomeromycetes; Diversisporales; Diversisporaceae.